Molecule: messenger RNA, 1798 nt
Organism: Oncorhynchus nerka (sockeye salmon)
Lineage: Eukaryota; Metazoa; Chordata; Actinopteri; Salmoniformes; Salmonidae
Product: E3 ubiquitin ligase RNF121
Exons: 9
Coding region: 48-1046 (332 amino acids)
Cellular component (GO): endoplasmic reticulum membrane; Golgi membrane
Molecular function (GO): ubiquitin protein ligase activity; metal ion binding
Source: RefSeq, a predicted model, not a curated record
UCCAAACCGGAAAUGGCAUCCGUUCGGAAUUGACAGCACUCCCGAAGAUGGCGGGGGUGUUUGAGGUGGAGGUUGAUGGUGUAGAACACGAUCAUGGACUCGGACAUCACGAUGAGCCAAAUCAGGUCGACUUGUCCCAUCUGUCACCGGAGGAGAAGUGGAGGUUGGAGCAUGCCAGGAUGCAUGCAAAACACAAGGGUCAUGAGGCCAUGCACGCUGAGAUGGUGCUGAUCCUCAUUGUCACGCUGGUCAUCGCCCAGCUGGUCCUUGUGCAAUGGAAACAGAGGCACCCCAAGUCCUACAAUCUGGUGACUCUGUUCCAGAUGUGGGUGGUUCCUCUGUACUUCACCACCAAGCUUCACUGGUGGAGGUUCCUUGUCACGUGGUUCAUCUUCUCUGUCGUCACUGCAUACGUUACCUACCGGGCCACACGUAAGCCACUGGAGUGCACUACGCCUAGGCUGGUCUACAAAUGGUUCCUCCUCCUCUACAAGAUCAGCUAUGCCACAGGGAUAGUGGGCUACUCUGUCGUCAUGUUUACACUGUUUGGCAUCAACUUGAUAUUUAGAAUAAAACCGGAGGACGCAAUGGAUUUUGGUGUGUCCUUGCUGUUCUAUGGUCUGUACUAUGGUGUCCUGGGUAGGGACUUUGCUGAAAUGUGUGCAGACGUCAUGGCAUCGACAGUGGGGUACUACAGUGCGUCUGGAAUGCCCACCAAGCACCUCUCUGACAGUAUCUGCGCUGUAUGUGGCCAGCCCAUUCUGGUCGACGUCAGCGAGGAGGGAAUCAUCGAGAACACCUACAGACUAUCCUGCAACCAUGUAUUCCAUGAGUUCUGCAUACGAGGAUGGUGCAUCGUGGGAAAGAAGCAGACAUGCCCGUACUGUAAAGAGAAGGUGGACCUGAAGAGAAUGUUCAGUAACCCCUGGGAGAAGCCACAUGUCAUGUAUGGACAACUCCUGGACUGGCUCCGCUACCUUGUUGCUUGGCAACCCGUAAUCAUUGGACUUGUGCAAGGCAUCAACUAUAUCCUGGGCCUAGAGUGAUCUGGGAAAGUGGAGGAGAGGGACACACAAGCCGUAUGGAGAAGAUACUGCACUGGUCUGACUGAGGGAGACUUGGAGGCCACACCAUGGACUCUACGAACAUCUAUUAUAAACUGUGUCUAUACCUGUACUAUUUGUAUAGAUUUAUAGGCACAUAGUAUCUGUAUUUAAGAUUUAUUUGAAUUUUACAAGUAAUCUGGGUUUAGAUGUCGGUUUCAUUUUUGUUUAGUCAGUCGCAACUAAACCAAAUGCAGUGUACAUUUCUUAGCUUAGUAAAAUGGUUGUUUUUUCAUGGAGAUGCUUUUUCCCAAAAUAAUUUGUCUUAACUUUUCUUGUUGAUAUUUGUUGGAUUCUAUGGCAAUGAGUAGUUAACACUGCUCAGAUGAAUGAGUGGAGCAUUGCAGAGUGACAGUCGUUUUGUGUGUUAAAUCUGCGCCUUUUGUUAGUGAAGGUCCUGGUUGAAUGUGGCUGCUGGGGGGAGAGUUUCUGGUUCCUCAGGAGCACUAGUCUCAGACAGUGUAUCCUAUCCUACUACAGUCAUAUUUUUAAGAAGGGCACUGCUUUCUCCAAUAUACCCUCCUCACGCCUCCCUCAGAUGGCCUCUCCUGUCUGUAUUCAGCCCAGAUGGCUCUCCAGGAACAGAUACUGUAAAAGACAGUGUUUGCAAGAAGGUGAAUAACAUUUGAUCAUUUUGGUUGGGUUUACUUUCUUGUCAUGUUUUUGUUCUGUUAAUAAACGUGACACAGUCCAGA